Molecule: messenger RNA, 3574 nt
Organism: Carcharodon carcharias (great white shark)
Lineage: Eukaryota; Metazoa; Chordata; Chondrichthyes; Lamniformes; Lamnidae
Gene: fundc2
Product: fun14 domain containing 2
Exons: 5
Coding region: 68-523 (151 amino acids)
Biological process (GO): autophagy of mitochondrion
Cellular component (GO): mitochondrial outer membrane
Source: RefSeq, a predicted model, not a curated record
GAAAGAUUCGAUUACAUAAUUUCCGCUGGCGUGGGUGGACCGUUUCCGGGUGAGAGGGCAGAGCAGGAUGGCGGAGGCGAAAGAUCAGGGCAACGAUAAUGGACAGUUUGAAGUGUUGGAUUUAGCUGAAUAUGCCAAAAGACAAAGAUGGUGGAAUCGAUUCUUUGGAAGAAACUCUGGGCCAAUUGCUGAGAAAUAUACAGUAGCAACACAGCUGAUGAUUGGAGGAGCCAGUGGUUGGUGUGCGGGGUUCCUAUUUCAGAAGGUUGGAAAAUUAGCUGCAACAGCAGUUGGUGGAGGCUUCUUCCUGCUCCAGAUUGCCAAUCACACAGGAUACAUCACUAUUGACUGGAAGCGAGUGGAGAGGGAUGUGAACAAGGCAAAGAAACAGUUGAAAAUUGGCAAGAAUAAGGUUGCUCCAGAAGUACAUGGUGCAAUUGAUGAGGUGACUGUGUUUGUUAAGAAGAACAUCGUCCUCACCGGGGGUUUUAUUGGUGGAUUCCUACUUGGACUUGCUUCAUGAGGAUUAGUUGAAGAUUUUACUUCAGUUGAAGAACUACACUCCAUUAUUACUUCCCUCUCUGCCCCUGAAACCAUUGAUAGAUUUAUGUGCUUGUUAUGUAGGGUAUGAGCACCCCAUAGACAGUGCUGAGUUAGUAACUUCAAUAUACUGGACUGGAGGGGAUUUGCAUUACUGAAUUGACUCUGUGGCCUCAAUAUUCUUAAUAUGUGACUCAGAAGAUUAUCAACAUUUGCUUUUGCCCUGGUUUAUGACCAUAAUCAAAAUUGUGGUACAAUAUUUUAAAAUGGUUGGUUGCACUGAUUGAGGAAUGAGACUCACAUUUUAACUUGACUUGUUACAUAGUAUAAUCACAGAUCCAAGUGAUCUUUCCCUACCAAAUAAAAACCUUUUCACACUUCAUACUUGACAUCUUGCACAUUUUAUCACCAUGUGUAAGAUCUGAACUGACAUUGCCCCUAUAUUUUGCAUGCUUGUUGGGCUAUAUGCUGCACAUUGCUAACAGUAUGUAUUUUCUAAAUGUGGGGAUGUUUACGAAGGCUGCAUACUCCGCAUAAUGACACUUUAGAAGGACUGGAACCUCUGCCACUUGUUUGUGUUACAUCACCUGCUGUAGUUGCCAACAUGACACAGGUAUAACAACAAAUUCAAUGUAAUGUUAAGUUUCAAAAUUGGAUUCUUGAGAGUAUUUCAAGGUUAAAACAAUAUCUUAAGAGUUCAGGUGACUUUUUAUAAGCACUCUUGUUUUGCUAUGUCCUUUGAGCAUCUUGAUUAUAUUCUAGCUAUUAAAAUCAUUCCUGGAUGUCUUUUCUCUCAAUUGCUUUGCUACAAUUGUUUUCAGAUCAUGUUGCUUAUAAGCAAAACCUGAAUCAUCAUAUGCCUUUCUAGCAAUUGAUGUUUAUGGUUCAAUUGCUGCAGUGCAACUAGGGGUUAGAACUUUUGGCUUCAGCAGUAGGCAAUAAAAGAUUUGUGAUGCUUUGACCUCAAGAGCCUGGUGUCAUGGUAAAAGGAAAAGUACUUUAAUAUAUUUACUCUGGAGCUAUGAUUAUCAUAAUACUGGUUUUUAUGAUGUCUUGCCUUAUCCACACUUAUACUGCUACAUUAUCGCUUUUAAAAUUAAGACUUACUUUUGAAUCAGAAGGUCAUAUGCUCAUGUCCCACUCCAGGAACUUCAACAUAAAACCCAAGUUGACACAAUGUGGUACUGAGGGAGUGAUGCACUAGUGGAGGUGGUGUCUUUCAGAUGAGAUAUUAAAUUGAGGCCCUGUAUUUCUUUGGAUAGAUGUAAAAGAUCCAGUGGUAGUUUUCAAAAAAGAGCAGGUGAGUUCUGGUGUCCUGGCCCAUAUUUAUCUCUCAACCAUAAUCAUUUAAACAUCUGGUCACGAUGGGACCUUGUGUGCAAAUUUGGCUUCUUGUGUUUGACUCCUUCAAAUUUUAUCUUUUGUUUUUGCAGUUUCCUUUUAAGGGGUUGCCUUUUAAUUUGUCCCUGAAUUGUUAAUUUAGUUUGUUUGAUUUGGACUCAAAAGAGUUACAACAGUGACUACAUUUCAAAAGUACUUCAUCGGAUGUGAAGAGCUUGGGACAUCCUGGGAACAUGAAAGGUGCUUUAUAAAUGCAAGUUUAUCUUAAAAAGUAACAUUAAAAAGUGAGCUAAAUGGAAAUUUCCAUUUGCUACUUGUGAAAAUGGAACAGUAACGUGUAUUUUUGGUGCAGGCCUAUAAAAUCAGUACUCCUUUUAUACAUUUACACGCCUAAUCUUUGGGUGAACUAGUGAAUUUGUUCCUAAAACAAAAACCCUGCUAUCUCCUUACAGCAGAUAAUAGCUUUUGCCUGCACUAUUCAAAAUAUAUCCCAAACAUAAUUAUUUACGAUCUAAAUUCUUCAGGUCUGUUUUACUGAAUAUCUAUGAACUUCUAGUAUUUAAUUUCUCGUUAUUUGACAAAAAGUUAGAUGGUCACUUUUAUCAUAAUGGGCAUAAUACAUUUUUCUGUCCUCGGUUAAUUGUUUGUGUCCCACCCUUGCCACCAACCACCACCCUUUUCAGAACUUGGAUUGAAAUGCAAGUUCUGUCAUGGGAGCUUGAUUGUUUGCAUCAUUAAUUUAUUACCUGUCUGGGAAUUGUAUCUUCAAUUUGAGGAAAUUAAGUAAACAUUUAAGGCCACAAGACAGCUAUAUCUGCACCUUCUGCUCACCAAACAAAAAUUGCUGACUGCAAUUACAAUUCUUAAGUUGAAGACCUUAACCUACUAGAGAAAUGAGAAGAUUUGCUAAUAAUAUUUUUGAAGAUGCUUAUCAUUUAGUCACUGUGAUACAUGAUCUGAGAUGGGGAGUCUUUUUCUUUAAAAUUGAUGCACCUAUUGUCCUAAUUCUUUGACAAAAACCCAGAGAAAGGGAAGGAUCACUACAGUAAGAGUGCAGAAUGUGUCCUAGUCUUCAAUCACUGAUUCUAAAAAAAAAUCUGAUGUCUUUCAAAUUAAUGUUAAAAAUUUGUGUAAAAAAAAAGUUGUUUAUUUCCUCUCCUACAUCUACACUAGUUAAAUUUCUGUCCGAUUCACUCAUUCAGUAAAAAUACAAUAUAGUUUUCUUUCAUUUUUAAACUGGUAUUUGCUUGCCUUUUUAGCCAAAAGGCAAUAUUUUUAGAGGCAGUUUUUUGCUUGAAAAAUUAAUGCAUUAGAGAUUUUUAGAUUUGUCUCCCUGAUUUGAAUUUAAGAAUGCAGCUGAAGGACAUAUAUAAUAAAAUAGUGUACUAUAUUUAAAUGCAUUUAUAAGUGUGCCAAGGUGAAGGCAGUACUGUGGCCUGCAAUCUGAUAUGUGUACGAGAAACUGCAUUAAAUUCUCAUGUAUGUAAAGAUUUAUUUUUAAAUGUACACAGUUGCUUCAUUUGCUUAGUACAGAUAUCUGUUUUACUGAGUAUUUUGCCACUUUGUGCCUAUUUACAUUAUGUUCACUUUAUUUUAUGAUUGUACUUUAAGUAUUGUAUUGUUUCUUGAAAAAGAAUGCACUACUCUGAUAACUUGAUGUGGAGAAAGUGCUGCAUAAAGAAGUUUUACCAAA